CUCCUGUCUGUUUUGCUCCUUGUACUCCUCUUAACUCUUCCCCCUUUUCUCCUCUUCCUUCUUCCUCUCCUCUUGUCUCUCCAUCCCUCCAUUCUUCUCCUCCUGCUCCUCUUUCUGUCUCCUCUACUCCUUUUAUUUCACCUCCUCCUCCUGUAGCUCCUUUUUUUCUUACUCCUCCUCGUUCUCACCCUCCUCGUCCUCUUCCUUCUUCCUCCUCCUCUACUCCUCCUGUCUCCAUCCUUCCUGCUCCUUCUUCUGUUUCUCCUCCACCUCCUUCUCAUUUGUCUUUAUUCCUCCGUCCUUCACCUCCUCAUUCUGUCCGUACUCCACCUGCUUCUGUGUCUUCCUCUCCUUUACCUCCUUCCUCUCUUCAUGAUUCUCCUCCUCGUUCUUCUGCUCCUCUUCCUCCUCUCCUUUAUCACCACUCUUCUUCUCACGUUUCUCCUCCUCCACCUCCUCCUGUCUUUUUUACUCAUAACACUUCAGCCAUUUGUUCUCCUCCUUCCUCGCCUCCUGUCCCUCUAUGCCUUCUUUCUCCUUCUUCUCCUCCAGUUUCUCCUCUUCAUCCUCCUCCUCUUCCUCCUGCUCCCUGCUGCCCCUGCUCCUCCCUCCUGCCUCGCCUCCUCUCAGCUCACCGGAUGGAGGUGCGGCGCCUCCUGCGAGGAGCUAUGGCCUCCCUCGGUCGUCGCCUGGACUCUCUAGAGAGGGGGAGCAGGAGGAAGAGGAGGAAGAAGAGGAGCAGGCAGAGAGGAGAAGAAGCAACCUGUUCUCCUGGUUCAGGCGUCUUAAGCCCCGCCCACCGCCCACCUGUUCCCACCUCCUCUUCACCAUCAUCUUCAUCAGACAGCGAGGACUCACCCAUGCCUCCUCUUUCCUCUAGUUUUAGCCAAUCAGAACAGAGGAGGAGGAGGAGCAGAGGAGAGGAGGAGGAAGAGGAGGAGGAGGAGGGCAGCGGGAGGAAACGGAGGAGGAAGAACCACAGAAGAAGAGAGAAAAGUAUUUUUCCAGAAGACAGAGAAGAAGAAGAAGAAGAAGAAGAGGAAGAAGAGGAGGAGGAUGCUGGGAGAUUUGUGGGGCGGAUGGCGGUCUCCUUCCGAGGAGGAGGAGCAGAGGAGGAGGCGCCGCUCACUCUGCACAAAUUCAACCACAGGAAACACAGAAGAAGAGAGGGGGGAGGAACCAGCCAAUCAGAGAAGGCCGUUAGUGUCGUCAGGCAGAAUGGUUACAGAGCGCCGCUGCUGCUACACAGCUCCUCUUCCCAGAAUGCCUUGCAACUCCUGCAGUCAGCCCAGAGUGGUCGGACCUGCAGCCAAUCAGAAGCUCUCAACAUCUCUUCAGGCCAAUGGCGUUUCUCUGACUUCACCGCCGCCCUCUCCCUCUCCUCCAAUCACGGGGCUUUCCACAUAUGGCACCUUUAUUCCUCCUCCUCCUCUUCCUCCUUUAACCCCGCCCCCAUGCUGCGUCUGUCAGCGGUUGCCGUGGAGACCAUGUCAGACUCAUUGCGGGAUGCCACCUGUGGGCGUCCCCUGCGGCGCCUGAAGGACUGGACGGCCCCGCCCAGUCUGAGCAGCGACCACUGUUAUGUACGAUCGCCGAAACCAAGCCCAACUUUUUCUGCCCGGCGACAGCAGAAGCAGCGGGCCAAUCACAGCUCCCGCAGCCUCCCCAGGCGACGGCCCCUCCCCCUGUGUUCAGCCAAUGGGCUUUCUGCUCCGCUUGCCGUUGGCCAAUCAGAAGUGAGCUCGGAGUUUCUCGGCACUAAUGGAGAGCGCUGUAAACGAGUGUCACAGAUCAGAAUCCGCCGCGCGUCGCCGCGGGAAACGCUGCUCACUCCAAUGGGAUUACCAAAGGUCAAAAGGUUAAAGAAGAAAGAGUUCAGUCUGGAGGAGAUUUACACCAACAAGAACUACAAAUCCCCCACCACCAACAGGAGUCUGGAGACGAUCUUUGAGGAGCCGCGGGAGAAGGACGGAGCGCUGCUUCUGAUUGGCCAGCAGAGGAGACGCAGGCUCCUUCUCUUCCCUGACUUCACUCAGCCCAGGAAGAGGAAGAGGCCGCAAGGGGUGGGACUUCCUGUUGUCAUGGUGCCCAGGAAGCGGGCGGCGGCUCGGCGACAUUGCCAUGGCGGCGGCGCCGAUGAUGACGAUGCGGACCUGGACGUGAUGCUGGUGGAGCGACUGAGCGCGCUCGAGGAUUUUUUGACACGGCAGGGCCUGGAUGUGUGAGCUGUGACAUCACUUCCUGUCAGCUGACCAAAGGGCCAAAUAAACAGAGCUGCUAGCACGCCUGCUACCGCUGCGUUACCAUGGUAACACCGUCAGCAAGUCGGUCUCAUGUAGCGGGUUUUUACUUUUUUUUUUUUUUGCAGUGUACUUGAUUUCUUUUGUUUGUUUUUGACUUUUUUUUACAGUGUAGGCUGUUUAAAUGUGAAUUUUUUUAAAUAUUUAAUAUUUGUAAUAGUUUUUUUUAACAGGUGACCUGUCAGGAGGCCACGCCCACAGCAGGGCACAGCUGGUUUUAUCUUUAUUUUCUAUUUUUUUUGGUUUCGUGAAAUAUAAAAAGACUUGGCUGCAGUUCUCUGUAGUACUACCUGAGUACUCUGUAGUACUGGCGGUGAAGUGUUUGGAGUUUUUAAAGUGUAAUAUAUAUUUCUGCUGAAAAUGUGUCUAUUUUUGGAACAAUUAAAGUUUGUUUCUGCUCACUGAA
This is a messenger RNA of Sebastes umbrosus (honeycomb rockfish), 2706 nucleotides long. RefSeq lists its product as uncharacterized. The transcript is spliced from 9 exons. NCBI's taxonomy places the organism in Eukaryota, Metazoa, Chordata, Actinopteri, Perciformes, Sebastidae. The record is from RefSeq and is a predicted model, not a curated record. Bases 639 to 2225 code for a protein of 528 amino acids.